GGCCUCGAGGGAAGAGGUAAUCUCCCUCGGCUAUAUAAAGGGAGUCAGGCAGAACCUCAACAGCACACUUCCAGAUCUUCAUCCACACGCUCCCACAUCAUCAUUUCUUCACUCAUCCUCAGCAGCCAUGCAUUUACUUCUCACUCUGCUGGGAGCUAUGCUCUCCUCCCUGAUGGUUUCUUCUGAAGUCCAACCUCAGGCAGACUUUGACAUACAGGCGACCGCAGGUAAGUGGUACCUGAUUGGAAUUGCCACUGAUGCCCAGUGGUUUGUCAGUCACAGAGCCAGCAUGAAGAUGGGCACGGCCAUGAUUACCCCAACUGCUGACGGGGAUGUGGAGGUGUCAUAUUCCAGUCUUAGCCCUGAUGGCUCAUGUUGGAGAAUCAACAAUCUGGCCAAAAAAACUGAGAUACCCAGAAAGUUCACAUACACAAAUCGGCGCUUGGGGUAUCUCGGUGACUUGCGCAUGGUCGACGUGAAGUAUGACGAGUAUGCCCUGCUUCAUUCCAUCAAAACACAGGAGAAAGAAAGCUAUGUUGUUAUCAAACUAUAUGGGCGUGGUGUGGACCUCAGCGCUGAGGUGCAGGAGAAGUUCAUUCAGUUCUCCCUGCAAAGCAGCAUCCAGCCUGAAAAUAUUGUCAUCCUUCCCAAAAACGAUGAGUGCCCAGCUGCCUAACCUUGUGUCCAGGUGAUCAUCUCACCGAGGAGCUUUGACUGUUCUGAAAAUCUCAAGUCGAUGACCUGAGACAGUUUGCUUUUUACUUUACUAUCUCUGCUCUUUCAUUAUUAAGAAUGCUCAUAAUAUCACCAAAUUAUAUUCAUCACUUUGCAUUUAUCCACCUGCUGUUAUAACCACACAAAUAAAAAGGCUAAAAUCUU
Molecule: messenger RNA, 879 nt
Organism: Oreochromis aureus
Lineage: Eukaryota; Metazoa; Chordata; Actinopteri; Cichliformes; Cichlidae
Product: lipocalin-like
Exons: 6
Coding region: 128-676 (182 amino acids)
Molecular function (GO): small molecule binding
Source: RefSeq, a predicted model, not a curated record